AUGUCAACGAUACCAUCCCGAGAGACGAAGCGAGAACCCAAACGCUUCGCGCCGCUCGAUCCUGCCGAGCAGAACGGACAGCAUCUGCCGAAGCUGAAGGGCAUCAUUUUCGAUGUAGACGGCACACUAUGUCUCCCUCAGAACUACAUGUUCAAAGAAAUGCGCUCUGCAUUGGGCAUACCAAAAUCAGUCGACAUCAUCGAUCACAUACGGUCUCUCUCUAACGAGCCUGACGUCGGUAUCAUCAAUGGCCAUCAGCCACCAGAACCGCAUUCGUCUACAAACACCAACCAACCACCAUUGGAGAACAUGAUGUCUCACAGUGCCGACAGUCCUGAUCCUCCACUUGAUUCUCCUCAAGCACGCGCGGUAAAGAAAAUCAAAGAUAUCGAAAGACAGGCCAUGACUUCCCAACGACCUCAACCUGGGCUGCAGGAAUUGAUGGCUUACCUAACAAGGCGUGGAGUGCGGAAGGCACUGUGUACCAGGAAUUUUCCCGCGCCAGUACACCAUCUAUUGAGCAAUCACUUGCCUGACGAGGAGUUUCAUCCCGUCGUAACGCGAGAAACGGAAGGGAUUCAACCAAAGCCUAGUCCUGAAGGGCUGUGGUCGAUCGCGCAAGCCUGGGGUUUGGACAAGGAAGUUGACGAAAGUCCAGAUAAGUUGGUCUCGACCAACGAUGGAGAGGAAAUUGACCCACUGGAAUUAGCGAGACAAUAUCUAGGAUCCGGCUUGAUCAUGGUGGGCGAUAGUGUGGACGAUAUGGCUGCCGGGUACCGAGCAGGUGCAGCGACUGUUCUGCUCGUCAAUGAUGAGAAUGAAGAGCUAGCGAAGCAUGCGUACACUGGACGGACUGUGAGAAGGCUUGAUGAGCUCAUAGACAUCUUAGAACAGGGUUUCGCAGAGAAUCUCAAGUAG
Molecule: messenger RNA, 918 nt
Organism: Exophiala viscosa
Lineage: Eukaryota; Fungi; Ascomycota; Eurotiomycetes; Chaetothyriales; Herpotrichiellaceae
Product: phosphoglycolate phosphatase
Exons: 2
Coding region: 1-918 (305 amino acids)
Source: RefSeq, a predicted model, not a curated record